Molecule: messenger RNA, 1776 nt
Organism: Cimex lectularius (bed bug)
Lineage: Eukaryota; Metazoa; Arthropoda; Insecta; Hemiptera; Cimicidae
Exons: 2
Molecular function (GO): nucleic acid binding; catalytic activity; zinc ion binding
Source: RefSeq, a predicted model, not a curated record
ACGAACAACCUAUCCUAUGCAGAUGUCGCCCGCACCCCUCCAACCAGUCAGCCAAGCAACAUACGGACUCUCUCAUCGUUUAACACGACACCGACCACCUUCACCGAUACGUUAUAUUGCACGAUAGAUACCUCGAAUGUGGCCGACGAUGGUAGCGAGAAAAUGUCCGCAGGCCCAAUUAGGGCAGCAGUGGAGAAAGAGAUCCGGACAAUGGAAAACCACACUAACUGGCGCUGUCGUGCGGUUACGGUGGACCCGAAGAACACCAACCGGAUCCGAAUUGCUUGCCGAGAUGAACCCGAACGCCAGCUAGUUAAGAAAGUCACAGAAGCAACAAUUGGCGCAGGAGCCCGAGUGCUCCGCGACGACCUCUACCCAAUCAAAGUUGACAGUGUCAAGAAAGCAGCCGUGCUAGAUGAACAAGGCGAGAUCAGAGCAGGAGCCGCGGCAGCCUUCAGCGAGGAGAAUGAAACCACCGUUGCCAAGAUCGCAUGGCUCAGCAGAAAGGAAGGUGCAAAGGCCUAUGGGUCAAUGGUGGUGUACCUGACCAAAGGCACCGAUGCACGAAGGCUCCUGGCCGAGGGGUUCUUCCACGCUGGGGGAGAAUCUGGCGUAACCAGCGCCUUUGAACAUCGGCCGCGACCGACACAAUGCUACAACUGCCAAGAGAUCGGACAUAAGGCAUUCCAAUGCAAGAACACCCAGAAGUGCGCGAAAUGCGCCAAGGAAGGCCACCGCCACAGCAUCUGCAACGAGACGGUCCUUAACUGUAUCCAGUGCAACAUGAAUAAAACACUCCGAAUAAUUCAGCUAAAUGUAAGGAAACAGGGAGCAGUGCAUGACAGCCUAAUGAACGACAAAGAAAUUCAGGACGCAGCGGCAAUAGCAAUCCAAGAACCCCAAGCGAGAAGAAUUAACGGCCGACUAUUGACAACUCCAAUGGGACAUCAAAAAUGGACAAAGAUGGUCCCCUCCACAUGGAGGGAAGGUAGAUGGGCAAUCCGGAGCAUGCUGUGGGUGAGGAAGGACGUGGAAGCGGAGCAAGUGCCGAUAGGAUCCCCGGAUCUGACAGCGGCGGUCGUCCGGCUUCCCGAACGAUUGAUUUUUAUGGCAUCAGUCUAUGUGGAAGGGGGAGAUGCCCAAGCCUUGCGUGACACGUACAGCAGCUUACGCAAGGCAAUCACCAAGGUAAGGCAAGAUACGGGCGCAGUGGUGGAAGUUCUGAUCGUGGGAGACUUCAACCGACAUGACCAACUUUGGGGUGGCGACGACGUGUCUUUGGAGAGACAGGGCGAAGCGGAUCCAAUCAUUGACCUUAUGAGUGAAUUUGCUCUCAGCAGUCUACUGAAACGAGGCACAAAGACAUGGCAGGGGGGAGGACAGGGUGGAGACUACGAGUCAACUAUCGACCUCGUCCUUGCCUCGGAGAAUCUGACGGGUUCCACGGUCAAGUGUGCAGUACAUGGAACAGAGCACGGCUCCGACCACCGCGCAAUCGAGACCGUGUUUGACGUUCCGGUUCCGGUUGCCAAACAGCAGGAGCGACUGCUGCUCAAAAACGCGCCAUGGAAGGAGAUUAAUGCCAGAAUUACCACAAGCCUGGACAGCACGCCGUCGGACGGCACGGUACAGCAGAGAACCGACCGACUAAUGUCUGUGGUGCUGGAGGCAGUGCGUACCUUGACGCCAAAGGCCAGACCGUCGCCAUACGCAAAGAGAUGGUGGACAACGGACUUGACACAACUCCGCUAUAUCUACACAUACUGGAGAAAUCAC